Molecule: messenger RNA, 6500 nt
Organism: Myotis daubentonii (Daubenton's bat)
Lineage: Eukaryota; Metazoa; Chordata; Mammalia; Chiroptera; Vespertilionidae
Gene: ERCC4
Product: ERCC excision repair 4, endonuclease catalytic subunit
Biological process (GO): nucleotide-excision repair involved in interstrand cross-link repair; resolution of meiotic recombination intermediates; double-strand break repair via homologous recombination
Cellular component (GO): nucleotide-excision repair factor 1 complex
Molecular function (GO): damaged DNA binding; single-stranded DNA endonuclease activity; single-stranded DNA binding
Source: RefSeq, a predicted model, not a curated record
CUUCGGGAGACGCUCGUCUUGGCUUCAGCUCCUCUUCGGCGGAGCUCGGCUGACGCUCGUCCUCUCGGGCUCGGCUCUCUUCGUCUGCGUUCGGCGGCGGCCCGGAAGGGCGCCCAUGGAGCGGGGACUGUCGGCUCGACCGACGGCUAUGGCGCCGCUGCUGGAAUAUGAGCGGCAGCUGGUGCUGGAGCUACUGGACGCGGACGGGCUGGUAGUGUGCGCCCGCGGGCUCGGCGCGGACAGACUCCUCUACCACUUCCUCCGGCUGCACUGCCACCCGGCGUGCCUGGUGCUGGUGCUCAACACGCAGCCGGCCGAGGAGGAGUAUUUCAUCAAUCAGCUGAAGAUAGAAGGAGUGGAACACCUCCCUCGCCGCGUAACAAAUGAAAUCGCAAGCAAUGGCCGCUAUGAGGUUUACACACAAGGAGGUGUGAUAUUUGCAACAAGUCGAAUUCUCGUGGUUGAUUUUUUGACUGAUAGAAUACCUUCAGAUUUAAUUACUGGCAUCUUGGUGUAUAGAGCUCACCGAAUAAUCGAGUCUUGUCAAGAAGCAUUCAUCUUGCGCCUCUUUCGCCAGAAAAACAAACGUGGCUUUAUUAAAGCUUUCACAGACAACGCUGUCGCCUUUGAUACUGGUUUUUGUCAUGUGGAAAGAGUGAUGAGGAAUCUUUUCGUAAGGAAGCUGUAUCUGUGGCCAAGGUUCCAUGUCGCAGUAAACUCAUUUUUAGAGCAGCACAAACCUGAAGUCGUAGAAAUUCAUGUUUCUAUGACGCCUGCCAUGCUUGCCAUUCAGACUGCUAUCCUGGACAUUUUAAAUGCAUGCCUAAAGGAACUAAAAUGCCAUAACCCAUCGCUGGAAGUCGAAGAUUUGUCUUUAGAAAAUGCCAUUGGAAAGCCCUUUGACAAGACAAUCCGCCAUUAUCUGGAUCCUUUGUGGCACCAGCUUGGAGCCAAGACUAAAUCCUUGGUUCAGGAUUUGAAGAUACUACGAACUUUACUGCAAUAUCUCUCUCAGUAUGAUUGCAUCACAUUUCUUAAUCUUCUGGAAUCCCUGAGGGCAACAGAGAAGGCUUUCGGUCAAAAUUCAGGUUGGCUGUUUCUUGACUCCAGCACCUCGAUGUUUGUAAAUGCUCGAGCAAGGGUUUAUCGUGUUCCAGAUGCCAAAAUGAGUAAAAAAGGCAAAAUGUCCGAAAAAGUGGAGAUUAAAGAAGAGCAAGAAACAAAAAAGGAACUGGUCCUGGAAAGCAACCCAAAGUGGGAAGCACUGACUGAAGUACUGAAAGAAAUUGAAGCAGAAAAUUCGGAGAGUGAAGCCCUUGGUGGUCCAGGUCAAGUACUUAUUUGUGCAAGUGAUGACCGAACGUGUUCCCAGCUAAGAGAGUAUAUCACCAUGGGAGCAGAGGCCUUCUUGCUGAGACUCUACAGGAAAGCCUUUGAGAAGGAGAGCAAAGCUGAGGAAGUGUGGGUGGCUUUCAGAAAGGAGGAUGGUGCAAAGAGAACUGUGAAAUCUAACAAAAGACCCAAAGACCCCCAAAACAAAGAAAGAGCUCCUGCCAAAGAACGGGCUCUCAAAAAGAAGAAACAAAAGUUAACGUUAACUCAGAUGAUGGAGAAACCUGAAGAACUUGAGGAGGAAGGGGAUAGCAAAGAAGGAUACCCUAGAGACUUAUGCAGCAGCCCAGAGAGCUGCUUAGAAGAAAUCAAGCAUGAGGAGUUUGAGUUAAACUUGUCAUCGGAUGCCGCUUAUGGAAUUCUGAAAGACCCCCUCAUCAUCAUCCACCCGCUUCUGGGUUGUAGCGACCCCUAUGCUCUGACGAGGGUACUCCACGAAGUGGAGCCAAGAUACGUGGUUCUGUAUGACGCAGAGCUAACGUUCGUGCGUCAGCUCGAAAUUUACAGGGCAAGUAGGCCCGGGAAACCGCUCAGGGUUUACUUUCUCAUAUACGGAGGUUCGACCGAAGAACAACGCUAUCUCACUGCUUUGCGGAAGGAAAAGGAAGCUUUUGAAAAACUCAUCAGGGAAAAGGCUAGCAUGGUUGUCCCGGAAGAAAGGGAAGGCAGAAGUGAAACCAACCUAGACCUGGUAAGAGGCUCCGUGUCUGCAGGUGAUCCCACCGACACUCGGAAAGCAGGUGGCCAGGAACAGAAAAGUAUACAGCAAACUAUAGUGGUGGAUAUGCGUGAGUUUCGAAGUGAACUCCCGUCUCUGAUCCAUCGCCGGGGCAUUGACAUUGAGCCAGUGACCUUAGAGGUUGGAGAUUAUAUUCUGACCCCAGUAAUGUGUGUGGAACGCAAGAGCAUCAGCGAUUUGAUCGGCUCUUUAAACAACGGCCGCCUCUACAGCCAGUGCAUCUCCAUGUCCCGCUACUACAAGCGACCAGUGCUGCUGAUCGAGUUUGACCCCAGCAAGCCUUUCUCUCUCGUUGCCCGAGGUGCCUUCCAUCAGGAGAUCUCCAGCAAUGACAUUAGUUCCAAACUCACCCUCCUCACCCUGCACUUCCCCAAACUCCGGCUUCUCUGGUGCCCGUCCCCUCAUGCCACCGCGGAGCUGUUUGAGGAGCUGAAACAAAAUAAGCCGCAGCCUGAUGCAGCGACAGCCAUGGCUGUCACAGCGGAUUCUGGAACCCUCCCUGAGUCAGAAAAGUAUAACCCUGGCCCCCAGGACUUCUUGUUAAAGAUGCCGGGGGUGAAUGCCAAAAACUGUCGCUCCUUGAUGAGCCACGUGAAGAACAUUGCAGAAUUAGCAAGCCUGUCACAAGACAAGCUCGCAGGCAUCCUGGGGAACGCUGCAAAUGCCAAGCAGCUUUAUGACUUCAUUCACACCUCUUACGCAGAGAUUCUAUCGAAAGGGAAAGGGAAAAAAUGAACAAUGGUGGCUGUUUACUUACCUCCCGACUGUGCUUUUCAACUGCUCUUUGCCAGCGUAAUAGGUCGUUGUUAAUGAUGAGCUCAGUAUUUCAUUCUCUCCCCAUGUUUUUAAUGAUUGUGCUGUGUUUCGUAGUUCAGUGGAUCAGAAGCCAAGAUUUCUCCCUGAACUUGGCAUUUAAGCACCUUCUUGACCUUUUCCCACCAGCUCUCUCUCCCUCCCUGCGCUGUCCGUGCCCGGGUCCGGGUGUUCAGUUUUUGAAUAGGGUGUAUCAGGAUCAGGUAAAGUUUCUAUAAGUGCUUAUAGACGGCCACUUGUGAGGCAAGCUGGAAUUUAUGUGUCCUGCACAGACUGACAAAGCACACAAUCGUGUUUUCACCCUCUGUCUGUGGAGGGCCCCUGGAACUCUGAGAGGAAACAUUUCUUCUCCGCUCCUGGCCAGUUUCCCCCCACACCUUCCUCAGACACCCUUCUGCUACCUGUCUGCCCCUAAGAAAACUCAUGGGGGCGUCCUCCUACUAAUUUAAGACAACCACCUCUAAAACUGGCCGAUUAAUUUUCCAGACACCUGAAUAAAUACAGAUGUAGCACUCAGUUGUUCCAAACCAGUAUUUUUAAAACAUAAAAUGAAUUACCUAUUUACAGAAGUUUAUGGUGUAGGUGAGGAACGCUUAGAAUUCUGUUUUUACUGAUAGUUAACGUCCUAAAGAUUUUGUUUUCCUUCCUUAAGUUGAGUUAAAAGGACUGGAAGUAACUGGAAAAUCAAUUCAUAGAUUAUAUAAAAUUCUAAAGAAAUUAUACAUAUAUAUAUAUAUAUAUAUAUAUGUAUAUAUAUAUAUAUAUAUAUUUAAAAAAUUAUAAAGAACCCUGGCCGACAUGGCUUAUUAGUUGGUUGAGUAACAUCCUGUACACCGAAAGGUUGCCCAUUUGAUCCCCAGUCAAGGUGCGUGUGGGAGGCAACCGAUUGAUGUUUUUCUCAUCUUCUUUCUCUCUCUCCCUCUUCCUUCCUCUCUCUCUCAAAAGAAAAUCAAUAAAAAAAAUAUUUUUAAAAAUUCAUAAAGAAAAAAAAAUCUCAUUGUAAACCUGAUUGAUUUCAUUUGACUUUUAAGGUGUACAUAAGGGGCAUUCAUACCAUCUUUGUGCAGUUUUUAAACUUUUAUAUUUAAACAUUAUGAACUUAAGUCAGUGGUUCUCAACCUUCCUAAUGCUGCAACCCUUUAAUACAGUUCCUCAUGUUGUGGUUACAAAUUGAACAUAAUUAAAGCAUAGUGAUUAAUCACAAAAACAAUAGGUAAUUAUAUAUGUGUUUUCUGACGGUCUUAGGCGACCCCUGUGAAAGGGUCGUUCGACCCCCAAAGGGCUCGCGACCCACAGGUUGAGAACCGCUGACUUAGUCACAUAUUUAAUAAUGAGUAGUAAAAUUUCUACCUCAAGAGCUGAUGUAGACAUCAGUUCCACUAGCCAUAUCCCACAGUGUAAUGUUUCUUUAGUGUCAGCCAUGUUUUUCUUUGUCGCACUAAGUCUCAACUCAGAGGACACGGGACCAUGUGACACAAAAUGGGCUUCAACUUUAACAUAAGCACUGCUUUUAACUGUCCUCUCCAAACGGAACCAUACUGAUUCUUUGGUUUCUUGGUGUGUUAACGAAUGUUAAUACAGUUACAGUAUAUGUAGAUUUUGCAAGGAUACUUGCAAAAAUGAAUGAGGGGCAUCAAAGAGCCCUAUUGGUUAUUGUAGAACCCUGUUCAGAGAUUUGGAGAGUAGAGAAGAGGACAAGAAACAAAAAAUUAAGAUAGAUUAAAGAUUUGGGCUACUAAUUUUGUUUAAAAUAGGGUUAAAAUAUACCCCUGAGAAUAGAAAACAAAAAUGUCAGAUACACAUACCAUUAAAAUCAUAACUAAAAGGAACUUUAAAAUAGUCGUACCACCUCAAAUAAUCAUGGUUAAUAUCAUUUUUAUUCACCCCUAUCCUAUCAGUUUAGCUUGAGGUAUGUAAUUUCUAUUAUUUCGUUAUUUCUUCUUGUACAUUCCACCUGCCUUUUAUUGUUCUUUCAUUACAUAAAAGGAAAAACCUGACAGCACAUUCUUUGAUAAGGGUUUUAUUACAAGCUAAAUUUUCAAAAAAUAAGCUUUUAAAGCUACCAUUUUAAACAAUCCGAGUUAUUAGUACAACUGAGGUAAUAGUGUUCAUUGUAUUUAGAAAGCCAGUGGCCCCUGACUCUCAAGUGCUGUUACUUGCCAUUGUAGCCAGUGGACAUUUGAAAACAGGUGCAUCGUCUCGUGUAUAUUUGACGUAUGAGCGAUAGUUUCUAAUGACUCUACGUGGUCAUUAUGAAUGAAAGGCUCUCCCCACCGCGUCCUCUCCCAACUUAAAUGUAUGUAUUUUAAAUGUGUCUCCCGUUGUGGGAAGCCUUUAUUACACCAUCAUGUGUUUACUUUUAUCAAAUAUUUUUUUGUGGCAAACGAACUAGAAAGGCACAGUUGAAAAAUUACUAUACCACUUUAUAUCCUAGCAUCGUUUUGUUAGCUCUGCCUUUUUCUUUGAAAGUCAGAAAUAUCCAGUAUACAUAUGAACUCACGCUUAGCUUUUUAAAAACUUGAGAUCAAGUUUUUACAUUAUUUUACUUCAUGUUUUUUACAUAAAAACUUGAGCAUAUGAGAUAGUGUGAUAAGUUGAUUUGUUUAUGUCAUUGUGCCUCUAUGUUUCCUUAAAAUUAUACAAGAAGAAAUCACUUUUAAUAGUGGCUGUAAAUAAUGUCCUUUGACAAUAAGUUGCUGUUUUCUUCUAUCUGUUUCUUCAAUCUGAGGCUUAUCAUGUUUACAUAUGUGUUAGUACAGCCAGGAUGCAGUUUCCCAGCUCAUGGGGCACUAAAAGUAACUUUAGUCCCAUUCCUCACCCAUUGGGAACAUAGAGGGUUAACUCUGGAUUUGGUUGUGUUGAGAGCAUCAAAUUGAUAAAUGGCCUUGACCAGGAAAGCCUACACUGAAGCAAAUCUGAAGAAGUGGGUGGGGGCAAAGCGGCAGACGUUAGUCUUUGCUUUUGUUUUUCAAGCAUAAUUUGAUUUUCCUUUGGCUCAGAAAACGCUUUAGGGAAAUUCCCUUCUCUUUGGUGUUUAGUUUAACCUAGAAAUGUCCUCUUAAAAACCAACAUUGUAGGAAAAUUCUCUUCUCGGACUCAAGUAUAUAAAAAUGUAGCCAGACUUCUGCAUGAGUUGUCAUUUUUCUUAAAUUAUUUCGCUUUGUAUUUUGAUUUGUAGCUCUUUCCUGUUUGAUUCUCAACUUCAGUAUUUAAUUUACCGUCUUUAUCCACAGGUUUUCCGUGGCUUACAGGACUGUUUUUUUUUUAUUAUUUAAGGGUAUGGAAGCCAAAAUUUGGGUGGGAUGGAGACAUAACUGAUUUAUAUCAAUUUGUAACAGAGUUUGUGUGUUUUUAAUAAAAUGUGUAUUUAUUCAGUAUUUUCCUCAGCACCCUGUGAGUAAAGUAAAAAUAACAAUACAUACUGAAAGGGCAUAAAUUCCCAGUGCAUUAUAUUUACCAUUGUGUUAGUAAAUAUAAUUUUUGAUUCAGAGAGUAUUUAGUUUGGUUUCUUUUUUGUUCUGUAGAAUAAAUGAUUAAAGCUGAACUGCUCUUUGAA